Messenger RNA from Bufo gargarizans (Asiatic toad), 1681 nucleotides. It is a transcript of the gene SQSTM1, whose product is annotated as sequestosome 1. Gene Ontology annotation, molecular function: protein kinase C binding; K63-linked polyubiquitin modification-dependent protein binding; zinc ion binding. The record is from RefSeq and is a predicted model, not a curated record. Lineage: Eukaryota; Metazoa; Chordata; Amphibia; Anura; Bufonidae. Gene Ontology annotation, cellular component: aggresome; amphisome. The transcript is spliced from 8 exons. Gene Ontology annotation, biological process: aggrephagy; endosome organization; mitophagy. The coding region runs from base 111 to 1442 and encodes 443 amino acids.
AGUGUUGGGGCAGAGUCACAGGACGGAGAGGAUCAGACGCAUCGUGUACACAGGUCUCUGCUAAUUCCUGCUGCGACAUCAUCCCGGAAAAUCCGCACACGCCUGCAGCCAUGCCGGUCACAGUGAAGGCUUACCUACUGGGCAAAGAUGAGAGCCACAAGGAGAUCCGACGCUUCACCCUACAGCUGGGCAAGGGCAAGUCUGCCAGCCAGCCCUCCAGCUGUGAGCUGCUCACCAGCAAGGUGACAGAAGUCUUCCAGGGCCUGAGAGGAGGCACGUUCCAGAUGUUCUACAGAGAUGAAGAGGGAGAUCUUGUGGCUUUCUCCACUGAUGAAGAACUGGACAUGGGCCUGGAAAUGGUGAAUGACGGUGUCUUUCGUCUGUACAUUAAAGAAAAGAGAGAAUGCAAGCGAGAGCACCGCGCACAUUGUGGAUCGGAGAACACCCAGAACGUGGUGCACCCCAACGUGACCUGUGAUGGGUGUGAUGGUCCUGUUGUGGGGAACAGGUACAAAUGCCUGAUCUGUCCUGACUAUGACCUGUGCAACACCUGUGAGGCUAAAGGGAUCCACAAGGAGCACAACAUGAUCAUGUUCCCGACUCCCAUUGCCUUUCCUCAUGGUCGCUGGCUCCGCAAGAUGCGCCAUGGAGUGCCCCCGUUUUCAUGGAUGCAUGGGUGGGGGUUCCCAGCCAGAGGAACUCCCGGUCCAAACGCUCAGCAGCCACAAGGAUGUCCUGCCCAAAAUAGUCCUAACACUUCUCAGGAAGGUGAUCCUGGCAAUCCCUCCCAGCCAUGCAGCGAUCCGAAUGUUGCCUUCUUGCAGAAUGUUGGAGAGAGUGUGGCAGCCAUGUUGAGUCCUCUCGGAAUUGAUGUGGACAUUGACGUGGAACAUGGUGGGAAGCGCAGCAAGGUUUCAACUCCACAACCAGCUAGAGACUCUCAACCAAGCAGCACAUCCUCUACCCAGAAUCCCCAGAGCGGCAACACUGCACCCAUGGACACUGCACCUAUGGACACAGACAACAUUGCAAAACAGAUGGAAGAUGUACACAUAAAUGCAAACACACAGUUGAGCAAUGAACAGGGUGAACACAGUGGCAGUGCUUCAGGGGGUGAUGAGGACUGGACUCAUGUAUCGCCUAAAGAAGUAGACCCGUCCACUGGUGAGCUUCAGUCUCUUCAUCUUCUGGAUACAGAUGUCCCGAAUCCCUUAGAUGAAUCCAGAGCUACACAAGCACCCACAGGUCUAAGAGAAGCGGCUCUCUAUCCACAUCUCCCAGCAGAAGCCGACCCUCGUCUCAUUGAGAGCCUGUCACAGAUGCUGUCCAUGGGAUUUACAGAUGAAGGUGGUUGGCUCACUCGUCUUCUGCAAGCCAAGGGAUUUGACAUAGGGUCUGCCCUUGACACCAUGCAGUCUGUGCGGCAUCUUCCUCCACAAUAAAUAAUACACCGCUUUGUGCUUUUUAUUAUAUAACUUUGCCUUUCAUAUUUUCCACUAAAUUACUGUACUAGUAUGUAUGACCAAUGAAUGAAUUAACACUGCGGGAAUUUGCUUUGCCCAAAUGUCCCACAAUAUGAACUAUAAUUACUGUGCAGUCUGUUAACCUUCUAGUCCUGUAUGGUCAUUGUGUUCCCUGUGAAGAUCAGGUGGUGUAAUAAAUCAAAAACUUACAAUAUCAA